Verticillium nonalfalfae is the source of this 3012-nucleotide messenger RNA. RefSeq lists its product as uncharacterized. The transcript has a single exon. The coding region runs from base 1 to 3012 and encodes 1003 amino acids. Lineage: Eukaryota; Fungi; Ascomycota; Sordariomycetes; Glomerellales; Plectosphaerellaceae. The record is from RefSeq and is a predicted model, not a curated record.
AUGUCAUCAGGCGCCGCGGGUGACCACACCCCAGAUCGCGGGCCAGUCGUCUUCGCCGUGACCCUGUCGACGCUCGUCUUGGCCAGCGUCUUCGUCGCAGCCCGCAUCUUUUGCCGUUAUGUCAUUGUCAAGAACGUCAGCUGGGAUGACAAGAUUAUGCUCCUCGCGCUCGUCUUGACCUUUGGCUUGUCUUUCACUAUAUGUUUCGGCACAACCAAAGGACUCGGCCGAUACGACGAUGAUAUCAGCAUGGACGAUGAGGGCGCCUUGCGCCGAUGCGAAUAUGUCUUUUCCAUCUUGUAUAACCCUGCCUUGAUGGCCACAAAAACCAGCAUCCUCAUAUUCUACCUGCGGCUGUCGAAGAACACCCAAAAGGUCCUGCGCCUUGCGUCUUGGGUCACACUCGGCAUCGUCAACGUCGCCGGCACGGUCCUGACCCUCAUCAACAUCUUUCAAUGCCGGCCCGUUCAAGCGGCAUGGCAGACUUGGACCGAGCCCGCGCAAUGUAUACCUCUGCUGACCGAAUUCAUCUGCUCAGCCCCCAUCAACAUAAUUACGAAUUUAGCCAUCGUAGCUCUCCCUAUUCCUGUCCUUACCAGUAUGCGCUUGCCGCCCCGGCAGAAGUACAUCUUGGUUUUCACAUUCUCCCUCGGCAUCUUCGUCACCGUCAUCGACGUCGUCCGCAUUUACUAUCUCCAACAGGCUGUAUCGGCCAUACCCAGCAGUCCCACCACCGAUCUCGCCGCCAAGUUUGGCGGCACACCCAACUUCGCUUGGAACUCUUCGCUGUCGUUCAUGUGGAGCGCCGUCGAGGUCAAUGUCGGAAUGACGUGCGCCUGUAUCCCCACUCUGAAGCCCCUCAUCAUCAAGAUUCUUCCCGCCAUGAUCAUCGAUCCCAACGGCACGCGGCACAGCGACAGCAAUAAGGAGGACUCCCUCAACAGCCCCGUCCGGGAUCGCCACGGCAGCGAUGGUGUUGUCCCUCCGGAAGCAUCCCCUCACGCCAACCCGCCCGGAGAUCCGAGUGCCGAGAGCUCAGGCGCUGCUGGCAUGACCGCUCUGGAUUUCCUGACAGUACCGACGGGCAUGAACGCGACGGGCGACGACACUGACGGCGAUGACCCGCUGCAAAGAGUCCGCACCGCCCGGACUGUGUCCACCAUGGGUACACAACAAGAGAAUAUGCUGUACUUUGGGUUCGUGAACAUGAAGAGGCCGAAGAGCAUGAUCAAGUGCAACUCGACCGAUUCUUUCCGCUACUGCCUCAUGGUCACCGUACUUUUCCUCCUUUGGGGCAUCUCGUACGGACUGCUCAACACGCUCAACAACGUCGUCUCGGCCGUCUCGGGUAUGUCCGUCGCCGAAACGCUCGGUCUCACCAGCGCCUACUUUGGAGGCGGUUACUUCUUUGGUCCCUUGAUCGUGGGCGAGUGGAUUCUGCGACGAGAUGAACACCACAGGGUGCACAGGAAGAAGAACAACAGCUCCGCUGAGAGUGUGGGCGGAUUCAAGGCCACUUUCAUGGUCGGUCUCUGCUUUUACGGCGUUGGGACCAUCAUCUUUUGGCCGUCGGCCGUCAUGAAGUCUUGGGGCGGCUUCCUGCUCAGCAACUUUGUUGUGGGGUUCGGCCUGUCCAUCCUGGAGACGGGUGCCAAUGCGUUCUUGAUCCUGUGCGGACCGGCGCAAUACGGCGAGACACGGCUCUGUCUCGCGCAGGGUAUCCAGGCUGUCGGCAGUGUCCUCAGCGGACUGCUGGCGCAGAAGGUCUUCUUCACGGACAUCGACCAAGACGGCUACACCAGCUCGCUGACGCUGCUCAACGUGCAGUGGACAUAUCUAGCCAUUACGCUCCUCUGCGUCGCGCUUGCACUCUUCUUCUACUACAUGCCGCUCCCUGAGGUGGGCGACGCCGAGCUGCAGGAAGCCGCCGAUCGCCUGCCGGUGAACACGCAACGACGAACGAGCUUCUUCGGCUGGCAGUUGCGCACCGUGUCGCUCGUCCUCGCCGUCAUGGCGCAGUACACGUACAUUGCGUGCCAAGAGUCCAACUCGAUCUUCUUCCGGUCUCUCCUCAUCUCGCUGCUGCCGAAGCAAGAAGAAUCGGGAGCCGGUGCGGCCAAUGCCGACACGAACCCAGGCGAGGACUCGAACCGGCCGCCGGGACUCGAUCUCGGCAUCCCGGACUACGGGCUCGUCGCGCACACGGCGUUUGCCGUUUCGCGCUUCCUCGCAGCGUGGCUGACCUACAUGGCGGUCAAGCACGCUCGCUUUCCCAAGCCUCGAACACUGCUCGGUAUCUCGGUCGCGGGCUCAUUCGUCAUGGCUCUGCUGACGGUGGUGCUCCGACCCCGAAACCCGAACCACCUCAUGAUCCCGGUGAUCCUGUUCUACUUCUUCGAGGGCCCUUGCUGGCCGCUGAUCUUCGCCAUUGGGCUGCGAGGCCAGGGCCGACGCACGAAGCGGGCAGCUGCCUUUAUCACGAUGGGUGGAUCGGGCGCUGCCUUCUUCCCGUUCGUGCUGUGGGCGAUUGUGGAGCACGGCGGGCGGGUGCAGCUGGCGUUUGUGGUGAUUGUGGCACUCUGCGUGUUGACGUUUGCGUACCCGCUGUUCCUCGAGUGCGUGCGCGACGCGAGGAUUAUGACGGAUCCGAGGAACACGGUGGUGCUGAGCGGCGGCAGCCGCGUGGCAUCGCGGACGGGACACCGACGGGACGGCAGCGGCUUUUUCAACGAGCACGGUGCAGCGGCGGAUGCGCACGACGCGGACGAGGAGCACGCGGAUGCGCACGGACACGGCGGACGAGGGCUCGGCAUCAAGGAGAAGGGCGUCCGCUUCGCAGACAUGCUGGGGGUGCACCUGGGCGGCAAGAAGCGCGAGGGCAGCCAGAACUCAGGCGCGCCGCACGUGGAGCAAUACGAGGGCGAGGGCGAGGGCGGAAUCCAGCCUGGUCAUCAGCAGCAAGAUGAGCAGCCGCAGCCGCCUCGGUCGCAGACAGCAGCAUCUCUUGUAUGA